Molecule: messenger RNA, 1779 nt
Organism: Argiope bruennichi
Lineage: Eukaryota; Metazoa; Arthropoda; Arachnida; Araneae; Araneidae
Product: E3 ISG15--protein ligase HERC5-like
Exons: 5
Coding region: 376-1464 (362 amino acids)
Source: RefSeq, a predicted model, not a curated record
CCGAUAACUAUAAUUCGCGGUCUAUUUGGCUUUAUAUAAAUGCGCUUUACUGUUCGUCACAUUUUUCAAAUUACAUUUUAGAAAUGAAUAUUAUUUGUUAAAUAAAUCUGCUUUUAAUAGAUAUAUCAAGAUAGAUAUAUUAUUAUAAUAACGAGAAGAAAAUUAUGGCGGAAAUAACUAUUUAAAAUGAUAAGAUUUUCUUAGUACAAUUAUAUAUAACAUUCCAGUUACGCUCUUGCUCGCUGCUAUUCAGUUUUAACAUCUCAUUGUCUUUCUGGGGAAAAAAAAAAAAAAAAAAAAUUAAAGUUGGGAAUCUAAUGUGCUGAAAAGAAAAGCAACCGUGUUUUUAUUAAAUGUCUUUUGUAAUUCAAAGUGAUGAAAAUCUUAAAAAAUUUACGAAGUGACAUGGAUACUGAGGAUAAUUUAUUUUUUUAUUUUGGUAUUAAAACAUAUAAGGAUGAAGAUGUUGAUGUACUUACACCUGCUCUUGGAAGCAAUUCAUACACUCAAUGCUUUUCUCAUUUACAACUUCCCUCUAAAUGUAAGGUAAUAGAUGUCUUUUUAGGUUGGAUAAAUUUAAUAUUUUAUACUAGUAAGAAUGUUUUCAAAGAUUUGGAAGUACACAAGACGAUUAAGGAUAAUAAACAAGAAUUUAAUUUUGCAAAUGAAUUGAAUGAAGCAUUUUAUCGUAUCACGCACUGUCCAUCAGAAUCAGAAGAACAUAGCAAAGAAGCAUUUUCAUCCAUUAAGCAUAUGGGAAUUAAUAAUAUCUCCAUCGGAUUGAAUUAUACAUUUUUAACUACAAGCGAUGGAAGAUGCUAUUUUUAUUUUAACAAAAAUAUUUUCUCGGAACCUGUAGAUUUAACUCCUAGUAUCCUCAGAACAAAAAAUGUCAUUACUGAAGAUUUGUAUUCUGUAAUAUUAGCAGAAGAUGGAAAAGUUUUCAAAUUUAAAUAUGAAGAAAAGCCAUGCCUUGAAGAAUUAAUUGUUCCUGUACCUAUAAAAGAAAUUGCUUGUGGAAAGGAACAUGUAUUACUAUUAUCAGAAUUUGGCACUGUAUUUAGUUAUGGUUUUGGGAGCCAUGGGCAGCUAGGUCUGGGUAACAUAGGAAACCAGGAAACUCCUGAACUAGUUGAAGCUUUGAAUGGAUUAAAAAUCAUAUCAAUAUCUGCAGGUGGUUGGCAUUCAGCUGCAAUAAGUGAGUCUGGAGAUUUGUACAUGUGGGGCUGGAAUGAAAGUGGUCAGCUUGGAUUUCCUUGCAAUAAACUGCAAAAUGGGGAAAGACCUAAAGAAGAAAUAGAAACUAUUUGCUGUUUGCCUAAAAUUGUUGAUCUUGAUGAUGAAACUGUUGUAGCAGUAAGUUGUGGAUCUCGUCAUACUGUUGCUUUAACUGUGUCUUUGUCACCGACCUGCUUCAGAAAUCAAGAAUCGUUGCCUUUAAAAAAAAAUUUCAUCCAGGUGUGAAGUCUCAUGAGAUAGAUCAAGGGAAUUUGCUAUAUGUGAAAACAUUGGAAUGUGAUGCUUUGAGAGAUAAUUUGAUAUACUUAAAAGGCAUUGCUUUAUUGGGAUGGAGCACUCAUAAAUUGGCCUUUUAUGUGACAAGAACUUUUUAAUACCUGUAAUCACUAUUUAUGUUCAUCUGUUGUACAUGUUCGAACUAUAUCAAAUUUUUUGACUAAUUAAUCACAUAAUACUCUUUGCUUCUACUGUGGGAAAUGGUGCAAUUCAUCCACAUUUGUAAAGUAUUAAAAAGUUAAUUUUUAGAAAUCUUGUUCACAA